UGUUUAGUUCCUCUGUUUAGUUCCCCUAGAGAAGAAGGAGGACGCAUAGAUCACAUCCGGGGCUGGUUUAUUCUCAUAACGAAACGUCCAACCCGGAAAGAAGACAAGUCUUCUGAAAUCCGAACACACAAACAAAUAGUGUGAGAGCCAGGUGCAUGCCGGCUUUGUAGCACUGUGCUGUUUGUAAAAGUUGUUAAAACUUAGUCUGCCAUGGUCGUAUUCUCCAAACUCGGGCCCCUCCUCUCUGCUUCGUAGCCGUGCGGGGCGCUGGCUGUGGCGCACACUGAGUCUCCACAGCGGUGAUAUGUGAUAGCAGCAGCAUGCCAUACUUGGACAGGCUGAACCGUGUGUGUGGCUUCCUGGACAUCGAGGAGAAGGAGAACAGCUGCCGCUUCCAGAGACGAUACUUCAUCCUCGACAUCCAGGGAAAUGCUCUGCUGUGGUAUAUGGACAACCCUCAGAACCUGCCCAGUGGAGCCACUUAUGUUGGCAGUCUGAAACUAACUUACAUCUCAAAGGUGAGUGAAGCUACAGCGAAGCAAAAGCCCAAGACAGAGUUCUGCUUUGUCAUUAACGCAGUUUCCCGGCGGUACUUCCUUCAAGCCAAUGAUGUGACUGACAUGAAGGACUGGGUGGCUGCUCUCAACAAGGCCAGCAAGAUCACUGUUCCUAAGUCUGGCCCUGCACCUCCAAGGUCUGAUGCGACUGCAGUGAUCAGUGACACUCAGGGAGGGAAGAGACAGCAGGCCUACAAGGCUGAGAUCAUCGGUGGCGUGGUGGUGCACACUCCCAUUCAGAAUGAGAGUGACGAGACAGAAGCAAGAGAGAGGAAGAGCAGCAGGCCAGGCGUCCUGAGGUGCAGUUACUGUGUGAAACAGGGAAAUGUGAGGAAAAGCUGGAAGAGGCGAUUUUUCACCCUGGAUAACAAUGCAGUCAGUUACUACAAGUCAGAGAUGGAUAAAGAGCCUCUCCGAGUUAUUCCGCUGAGGGACAUUCACAAAGUCCAUGAAUGCCUUGUAAAGUCAGGGGACCUCCUGCUGAGAGACAACCUGUUUGAGAUCAUCACCAACUCCCGAACUUUCUACAUUCAGACAGACUCUCCAGAGGAGAUGCAUGGAUGGAUCAGGGACAUUGAGAUGAAGAUCCAGGACUUCAGAGGCCCCCCUAAGGGGUUUUCAUUUAAACGGGCAUCCUCUCUCUAUCGAUGUCACAAUGCCUCCUCUGCAUCUUGCGGUCAGCAGAGUGAUGAGCGGAGACCUCCGCUGGCCAAGUCCUGCUCUGUGGCACCUGGCUGGCAGCCCUGGACGCCUGUGCCACCAUGUGACCCAGCCAUCAUGGAUGCAGAUGAUAAUGACUGCGCUUUCAGCUCCGUUCGCACAUUGCCUUCUCUCUCUUCCUCUUCCACCUCUUCCUCCACCUCCUCCUCCUCCAACUCCCUCACCACCCCGAUCCCUUGCCCCAGUGUGUCUCCUGCACCUUCGACUAGCGGACUGGGGCUCCUCACAGCGUCAGGAGAUGUGGCGAGCGGACGCCGGAGGCACCGUUCUCAACCUCAGCCUCACACUGGCUGCAGCUUCCCCUUCAGCCUGGAUGAUGACAGCAUCCGCACCACAGAUGUCUAGUUCAGUGAAUUCUGUCCAGACUCCUGUGUGGACAGAAGUGUUGGUACCUGCUUUGAAAUUAAUGUGACUGGUAAUAAUAGUAUUCCCUGCUAAUGAAGUGGCACUGUGACCAUCUGCCUCAGUACCACGAAACUGGGGCUCCCUGCUGCUCUUGUAGCUGUAUUGCAGCUGAAAGAUGCUCGCAGUGACCAUGAAGCACGGUGUUUGUUGUUCACAGGACUGUGAAGGGUACGAUGGAAUGUUUUUAGUGCAACUUCCUUUGAAAACUUGAAUAAUCUUGUUGUUAAUUGUUCAUGCAGACUUAUAAAUGAUGGCACAUGCUUUCAGUCUGUUGCACUUGGCUUCCAGGUGUCACUGUCACCAGGAUCGUGUUUCGCCCCUGCUUGAAGUAUUCACAAAGAAGUGUUUCAUGGCAUUUAUAUCCAUAUUUUUUUAUAUUCAACCUUGUAUUCAGAAAAAAAACUUUUAAAGAAUUGUUUCUGUUUAGCUCAACAGUGUUUUUUUUUCUUAUUUCUUCUCGAGACACACACACACACACUGUCACAGUGACACAACUUGCCUUCGUUAAUAAUUAACAAGCAUUUAUUACUACAAGCUAAUCGGGUGUCUAGGGGAAGGUAGCCUGCCUACACACUCACAUGGCAACUGACUCUGUUAUUAUAGCCUGUACAGACAGAGAAGAUGGAGUCAGGAGCACACAAACCUUUUAAUAUUUGGCUUAAUCAACUGUGACUCCUCUGUUAGCUUAUAACGUGGUACCAUAACAGUACAGCAUGAUACUUGUUGUAGAAUGUACUGCCAACAUCAGAGUACAGCUGAUCAGCUGGUUGACAGCUUUGUAAUGUGAUUUUGUAUUGGCAGCAUUAUGUGGAAAAAUGUGCCACUACUUUUGGUAAUUUAAUAGUAAUUCCGCACUUUGCUUUUCUCAUUUGUACUUGUGUUUUUUUAAGUGUUUGUCACAGCAGAUAUUACAACUUCCUCUGAGAUGAUGCCUCAGAUACUUGGAGUUGUUACACCAGCCAUCUCAACCCUUCUCAGGUUCACCUCAAGGUUUUAUUGAUGUGGUACCAUGUUCAUGCCAUGUUUUCUGAAGCUGCGUGCACUUGUCUACCCAAAGUUUUUCUUUCUUGUACAUUAAAUGUUGCUUUUUAUUUUU
Monopterus albus (swamp eel) is the source of this 2778-nucleotide messenger RNA. It is a transcript of the gene plekha2, whose product is annotated as pleckstrin homology domain containing A2. NCBI's taxonomy places the organism in Eukaryota, Metazoa, Chordata, Actinopteri, Synbranchiformes, Synbranchidae. The record is from RefSeq and is a predicted model, not a curated record. The coding region runs from base 321 to 1622 and encodes 433 amino acids. The transcript has 12 exons.